AUGAUGUUUUUCAAGUCCGUGGCCAUUGCUUCGCUGGCCCUUUUGGCUAAGCAGGCAUCCGCGGCCUUCGGGAUCACGACUAGCUCUGAUUCCUAUGUGAUCGAUGCUGGCUCCUCAAACCCCCUCAAGUUUACUGUCAGCCGGUCAAGCUGUGACAUUACUUCAAUCAAUUACUAUUCAGCUGAGCUUCAAUACCAGUCGACUGGGUCUCAUAUCGGAUCGAGUCUUGGUAGCGCAACUGUGUCUGCGACUCAGAGUGGCGACUACAUCAAAGUGACCUGCGAGACGUCCACCUUGACACAUUACUAUGUUGUCCGCAAAGGGGAUUCCACCAUCCACAUGGCGACAUACACAACUGAAGAACCCAGUAUUGGAGAACUUCGAUACAUCGCGCGCCUGAAUGCAGAUCUGCUCCCCAAUGAAGAGCCGUUCGGCGAUGUUUCUACUAUUGCCGGUGGUACUGUUAUUGAGGGCGAGGAUGUGACAGGUGUCUCUGGAAGCGCACACCGGGUCUGCAUGAUCCUGAAUCAAUACGAGACGUCCUCUGGCGGGCCUUUCCAACGCGAUAUCAACACCAACAAUGUCGGCUCUUACACUGGCCUCUACUGGUACAUGAACUCCGGACACGUUAAGACCGAAGACUUCCGCCAGGGCUUGCACGGCCCGUACUCGAUGACCUUCAGCCGGAGCGGUACCCCCAGUUCCAAACUUGACACAUCGUUCUUUGCCGACCUCGAUAUCAAAGGAUACGUCCCCACAUCUGCGAGAGGCUAUGUUAAGGGGACUGCGUCCGGGGCCGACUCGGCUUUCAAAUGGGUGGUUCACUGGCACAACGAUGCCGCACAGUACUGGACCUACGCUUCGUCUUCCGGGGAUUUCACCUCCCCCGCCAUGAAGCCCGGCACUUACACCAUGGUAUACUACCAGGGUGAAUAUCCCGUUGCCACCUCGGAGGUGACCGUCAGUGCCGGAAAGACCACAUCGAAGAGCAUCUCCGGCUCCGUGAAGACCGGAACAACAAUCUUCAGGAUUGGAGACUGGGACGGGACACCAAACGGCUUCCUCAACGCGGCAAACCAGCUCCGCAUGCAUCCCUCCGACAGCCGCAUGUCUUCCUGGUCCCCAGCCACCUACACAGUGGGCACCUCUAAAGUCUCAUCUUUCCCCAUGGCUCUCUUCAAAUCGGUGAAUUCACCUGUGACAAUUAAAUUUACCGCAACUUCGGAUCAGACCGGAGCUGCGACGCUGAGAAUUGGCACAACACUUGCCUUUGCCUCUGGCCGGCCCCAGGUUAAGGUCAACAGCUAUUCCGGUCCCACUCCGGCUGCCCCGACUAACCUCAACUCCCGCGGUGUGACCCGCGGCGCGUACAGAGGUCUCAGGCGAGGUUUACGAUGUUUCAAUUCCGGCUGGAACUAUCGUCGCUGGAUCUAA
Penicillium mononematosum is the source of this 1434-nucleotide messenger RNA. RefSeq names its product putative rhamnogalacturonase B (gene rglA). Gene Ontology annotation, molecular function: carbohydrate binding; carbon-oxygen lyase activity, acting on polysaccharides. The transcript is spliced from 9 exons. The record is from RefSeq and is a predicted model, not a curated record. The coding region runs from base 1 to 1434 and encodes 477 amino acids. Lineage: Eukaryota; Fungi; Ascomycota; Eurotiomycetes; Eurotiales; Aspergillaceae. Gene Ontology annotation, biological process: pectin catabolic process.